CCGCCUUAUAAAAGCCACGCAAUCCCGCAAGAAACCCUGAAUACCCCAACAAUCAUCUCAAUUGACUUCUCAUCAUCACCACUAUCUCUAUAUCCAUCAAUCUAUAUUAUAUUUCCCAUACCUCAAUCAUCAUGCCUGACUUCGGCCACAAGAUUCUCAACAAGCUGGGUCUUCACGACCACCACGACCAACAGCAGCAGCAACCCCCGCAACAGCAGCACUACGACCAGCAACAAUACGGCCAGUAUAACCAGCAACAAUACAAUCAGCAGCAGUACCAAUACAACCAACAACAAUAUGGCCAGCAGCAGCAGCCAAUGGGCUAUCCAGGCCACGGCCACCCCCGCCCCAAUAGCCACGUCCACCACGAUGAGCGCUCUCUCACCUCCCAACAAGGCGGCACCUACCCCCGUCUAGCCCGCCUCUCCGACGGCUCCCUCCUCUCCUCCUUCACUCGCUUCCCCGGCGACGGCCAACGCGCCCUCGUUGUCGCCCGCAGCACCGACGGCCACCGCUUCGAAGACAUCGGCGAAGUCACUCGCGGCACAGGCGACACCGACAACUUGUUCCUCCUAGAGGUGGCCCCCUCCGUCGUGCUGGGUGCGUUCCGCAACCACGACCACGACCCCUCGGGCCGCCCGACCCACUUCCGCAUCACGGUCUGCCGCUCGCACGACGGCGGCCACACCUGGCAGUUCGCCUCGCAGGCGGCCGAGAAAUCCGGGGGCGACGGGUUGGGAGUCUGGGAGCCGUUCAUGCGCAUGGGGGCUGGGGGCGAAGUGCAGCUCACCUACUCGCAGGAGAUGGCGCACAACAACCAGUGCACGAUGCUGGUGACGUCAACCGACCAGGGCAGCACCUGGUCGGCGCCGCAGUGCCUGCACGGGCGGGACGACAACAGGCGCGACGGGAUGAAUGGGAUUGCACGGACGCGCGACGAAGGCCGCGACGCGCUGGUCAUGGUGUUCGAGACCAACACCCAGGGCCCCAUGCAGAUCGAGGGGCUGAUCUCGUACGAUGACGGGCGGAGCUGGGGCCACCGCCAUGUUGUGUACGCGCCGCGGGACGGGCAACGGCAUAACGCGGGCGCGCCGCAGAUCGCCUCGUUCGCGAACGGGUCGCUGGCCGUCGUCUUCAUGACGGACGAGGACCAUCAGGAGGUCAACUGGACCAAGAAUGCGUGCAUCAAGGCGGUGUUUGCGCCGCCACCAGUCAAUGGGCAAAUCCAGUGGGAUCACUCCGCCACGACCAUCUGUGGCGAGUCGAGCCAUUGGCCCGGUGUGUUCGGGUUGGAUGGCCAUACCGUUUUGGCGACGUACGAGUGUCGGGGUCCGAAAGCGAGGGCUAUCUCGCUGCAUUGAAGGUUCGUAUUAUCAACACUGGCCGUUUUGCCUUAUGUUUAGGUUACGCUAGACCGCCGCUGGCUUGGUAUAUCAGGUCAGUAGUAUGAAUGUACUGGGCUCGAUGUAUCACAAAGCUCAAUCAAAGUUAAGCUUGCCACAUAAGAAGUAGGAAAGUAUGCGAGGCGGUAAAUCCAUUAUGAUGGUCGUAAAUUAGAGAAGCCAGAUCCUUGACAUCAAAAUCGUCGGAAAACUGUGCAUCGGUCUAUAGGAGUAAACAUAAAGCCACCAGUGCUCAGAGAUCGCCAUGUAGGCCCUGCAGCGACUGCGGGCCCAGCACCGGCAUGGUU
Aspergillus uvarum CBS 121591 is the source of this 1690-nucleotide messenger RNA. Its product is annotated as sialidase family protein. The record is from RefSeq and is a predicted model, not a curated record. NCBI's taxonomy places the organism in Eukaryota, Fungi, Ascomycota, Eurotiomycetes, Eurotiales, Aspergillaceae. The transcript has a single exon. The coding region runs from base 132 to 1361 and encodes 409 amino acids.